Molecule: messenger RNA, 588 nt
Organism: Paramecium tetraurelia
Lineage: Eukaryota; Ciliophora; Oligohymenophorea; Peniculida; Parameciidae
Exons: 3
Source: RefSeq, a predicted model, not a curated record
AUGUAAGACGAAGAAAAAAUAUUAGAAUAAUUAAAAGAACUUGAUAAAGCAUAAGACAAAAAUCCUGUAACCUUAGCAUCCUUGAAAACUUUGAAGUCUGCAAUCUAUAACAGAGAUGUUGAUUUAUAGACUGUCGUGAAAUUAAGAACCUUAAAUGAAACCACAUUGAAAUCAGAGAAUAUUAAAAUUUAUUUCUGUUCUCUCUGUGGAAAGAAGGCUAUUGGAGCAAAUAUCGGAUUAGAUACUCUUCCAACCAGAAGAUCAGAUAAUAGCAUUGCCAUCAAUUUAAAACAAAUAUUCGUCCGAUUGUUCCUGAAAUAGGAAGGCAUCAAAUAUAUAAAGCGAUCUAAUUCUGUUGAGAAACAAUAUCGUUGGUGCUGUGAAGAAUGUGGGGUACAUGUAGCUUAUCAAUGUGUGAGCUACGAAGAAGGUGCUUAAUUAAUUUAAGGAAAUUCAGAUAUCUAAUUAUCAAAUAAACCAUAUCUAUACGUGCUUAAUGAUGCAAUUGUGUUAAAUUAAUAAUUUUCAAAAGUACAUAGUGAAAUUGCUAAACUCAAAGAUCAAAUGGAAUAUGAAUAAUUAAAAUGA